AUGGGAGAUUUACCCGGAGCUAGAACAAACCCUACAAGACCGUUUUAUCACACGGGGGUAGACUUCACGGGACAUGUAGACGUGAAAUCAAGCAAGGGUCGCGGUAUCAAAACAAGCAAAGGAUAUGUGGCCGUAUUUAUCUGUAUGGUCACAAAAGCGGUUCACUUAGAGUUAGUAUCAGACUUAUCAUCAUCUACUUUUUUAGCAGCGUUACGUAGAUUAGCAGCAAGAAGAGGAACUCCUCGUCACUUAUACAGUGACAACGGAACGAAUUUCGUAGGAGCCAGCAAAAUUUUAGCGAAUGAAUUUAUUGACCAGCAAUCUAUUUUAACGGAGGAUUUUUUCACGGAAAUUAGCGAGAUGCAAAUUGAGUGGCACUUCAAUGCACCUUCCUGGCCUAGCGCGGGAGGACUUUGGGAAGCCGCGGUUAAAAGCCUAAAAUAUCAUCUACGUAGAGUCCUAGGCGAUCAAAAGCUAACGUACGAAGAGUUCGCCACUCUACUUUAUCAGCUAGAAGCCUGUCUAAAUUCGAGACCCCUAUCUCCUCUAUCUGAAGAUCCUGAUGACUUAGCAUAUCUCACACCUUCCCACUUUUUAGCGAGCGGUCCAAUUUUAACAAUCAUAGAAACCGAGAGAGAUGAGAGAACGAGGUGGCAAUUGACGCAAAAAAUAUUAAGUGAUAUUUGGAAACGGUGGCGAGCUGAAUAUUUAACGUCAUUAUCAGCCAGAAGCAAGUGGAAAACAUCAAAGCCUAACAUCAAGUUGAACGACAUCGUGAUCAUACAUGACGCUCUUCUACCUCCAGGAAAAUGGGCGUUGGGUCGUGUGAUUGAAUUACACCCUGGAUCGGACGGCUACGUCAGAGUCGUAAGCGUAAAAACUAAGACGGGCAUUAUCAAGCGACCGAUAAUUAAAUUAUCUAUUCUCCCUGUUAACACGGAAGAAACAAAUCAGCAAAAUCAUACCAGCAGCUCAUCACCAGCAAUCACCGCAUUCCAAUUAAAACAUUCAUAUACACUUAUUAUCUAUCGUUCAUGUAAACAUUAUUCAUUUUAA
Messenger RNA from Colias croceus (clouded yellow), 1056 nucleotides. RefSeq lists its product as uncharacterized. Gene Ontology annotation, biological process: DNA integration. The record is from RefSeq and is a predicted model, not a curated record. Gene Ontology annotation, molecular function: nucleic acid binding. The transcript has a single exon. Bases 1 to 1056 code for a protein of 351 amino acids. NCBI's taxonomy places the organism in Eukaryota, Metazoa, Arthropoda, Insecta, Lepidoptera, Pieridae.